AUGAUUUUUUCUCUCGUGCACCCACAAUAUCGUAUAAUAGAUCCACCUUUUGACAAAUUUACUCUAGAAAAGAAGGAAUUCUUCAGAAAAACACUAAGUUAUUUAUCUUAUCCUCCAUUUGAAACCAGACAAACAGAAUUUAAACUAAGGGAAGUUGCAAUCCAAUGCAAACAUAUAAAUUUCGUUAUCUCAGGCCAUAUUGUUUCGCGUCUCCAACUCGUGAGUCGUCAGUUCAUUCAAAAGAUGUUUCUUUACUUCGACAUGACACUGUUUACCGAUCAAGAAAAGGAAGAAUGUGCUAAAACAAUCGCAGCAGUUUCUAACGACGUCAAGAUUAAAGCAGAUGAAUUGAUUUCAAACUACGAAAAGUAUGUCAACCCAAUCUAUUACCUUUGGUAUUGCUCGUUUUUAGUGAAAGAUUAUUUAAAUGAUUGUGUCUUAGAACUCUACAAAUAUACGAAAGAUUUCAUAGAAUGCAUACAAAAUGGGAUCAAUCUUAUCUGGACCAAAUAUCGAAGUAAAGUUUUUUUAGAUAAACGUUAUUGGAAAGGUAAUUUUAGCAAUCUAUUUAGAGAAUACGACAAAUUCUCUGUCAAACCUGAUAGUUUUCCACCAAUAUAUUUCGGCAAAAUUAUUGAUUUGCAAAAGCGCGCAGAUCUGAAAGGAAUACCUAUAUAUUGUACUCUUGUUGAAGAAGAAGAAACUUUCAUAAUAAAACCGCACACUGAAAAUUGUCAAGAGAUUAAAAGAUUGCCGCCUUUUUCCAAUUUUGCUCAAUUUUAA
Molecule: messenger RNA, 783 nt
Organism: Trichomonas vaginalis G3
Lineage: Eukaryota; Parabasalia; Trichomonadida; Trichomonadidae
Exons: 1
Coding region: 1-783 (260 amino acids)
Source: RefSeq, a predicted model, not a curated record